ACGUUAGCAAAACCCGAACCCUAACUCUCGAAACAAUAUCGAGCUCUUGGCCGAGUAAUUUUUUUCUCCAGAGUCGCCGGCUUCCCUUCUUCCCGAGGCCUCAAAUCCCGAAACCUGAGUUGUAGGACUCACCCUUCCACCGCGAGAUGGCGCCGAAGAAGGACAAGGGCCCGCCGCCGUCCUCGAAGCCCGCCAAGUCCGGCGGAGGAAAACAGAAGAAGAAGAAAUGGAGCAAGGGAAAGCAGAAGGAGAAGGUGAACAACGCGGUUCUCUUCGAUCAGGCGAGCUACGAUAAGAUGCUCUCUGAGGUGCCCAAGUACAAGCAGAUCACUCCCUCGGUGUUGUCUGAGAGAUUGAGGAUCAAUGGAUCACUGGCCCGAAGGGCUAUCAAGGAUUUAAUGGCCAGGGGUUCCAUCAGGAUGGUAUCAGCACAUGCCAGUCAGCAGAUCUACACUAGAGCAACCAAUACCUAGAGGGGUUUCCCUUAUGUUAGUUUUCUAGGAUGAGUACUUUCAUGUUCCCUUGGGCCGGUUUCUGGUUUCUUUUUCCUGGCGAAGAGUGACUUGAUUUUGUGAUGCUUCCAAGAGAGUACAAAGUUUAUUUGUUAUGGGAUCAAAUUUUGUUAUUAGUUACUCACCUUUAAUUAAGAUGCUGUCGGUAGUUGAACAUCACUUUUUAAUUUGUUCUGAUAA
Molecule: messenger RNA, 692 nt
Organism: Phoenix dactylifera (date palm)
Lineage: Eukaryota; Viridiplantae; Streptophyta; Magnoliopsida; Arecales; Arecaceae
Product: small ribosomal subunit protein eS25-like
Source: RefSeq, a predicted model, not a curated record